Molecule: messenger RNA, 1245 nt
Organism: Limanda limanda (common dab)
Lineage: Eukaryota; Metazoa; Chordata; Actinopteri; Pleuronectiformes; Pleuronectidae
Gene: crhr2
Product: corticotropin-releasing factor receptor 2
Exons: 12
Coding region: 1-1245 (414 amino acids)
Biological process (GO): long-term synaptic potentiation; cell surface receptor signaling pathway; adenylate cyclase-modulating G protein-coupled receptor signaling pathway
Cellular component (GO): axon terminus; dendrite; plasma membrane
Molecular function (GO): corticotropin-releasing hormone receptor activity; G protein-coupled peptide receptor activity; corticotrophin-releasing factor receptor activity
Source: RefSeq, a predicted model, not a curated record
AUGGACGCGACCAUCUACCAGAUCAUCUUCGGGGAGCUCGGGGACCUGAACUGUAGUUUGAUGGAAGCCUUCCAGGACACUUUUUUGGAAAACGCUUCAUUGUCAUUGCUGAGCACUGAUGGUUUUUAUUGCAACGCCACCACCGAUGAGAUUGGGACGUGCUGGCCGCGGACCAGCACCGGCAGGAUCGUGGAGAGACCCUGUCCUGAGUACAUCAACGGGGUGAAGUACAACACAACCAGGAUUGCUUACAGGGAGUGCAUGGAUAAUGGGACGUGGGCGUUGAGGAGCAAUUACUCCAAUUGCGAGCCUAUCUUGGAGGAAAAGAGGAAGUAUCCGAUGCAUUAUAAAGUGGCGCUGAUCAUCAACUACCUUGGCCACUGUAUCUCUGUGGGAGCUCUGGUCGUGGCCUUCAUUCUCUUCUUGUGCUUAAGGAGCAUUCGAUGUCUUCGAAACAUCAUCCACUGGAAUUUGAUCACCACCUUCAUCCUGAGGAAUGUUAUGUGGUUUUUGCUUCAGUUGAUAGAUCACAAUAUUCAUGAGAGCAACGAGCCUUGGUGUCGGUUAAUAACGACAAUAUACAACUACUUUGUGGUGACCAACUUUUUUUGGAUGUUUGUUGAAGGAUGUUACCUCCACACAGCCAUCGUAAUGACUUAUUCCACCGAUAAGCUCAGGAAGUGGGCUUUCCUCUUCAUCGGCUGGUGUAUUCCCUUUCCUAUAAUAGUAGCCUGGGCCAUUGGAAAGUUGUACUACGAAAACGAACAAUGUUGGUUUGGUAAAGAACCUGGAAAAUAUAUGGAUUAUAUUUAUCAAGGACCAGUUAUUCUUGUUCUUCUGAUAAAUUUUGUUUUCCUCUUCAACAUAGUGAGAAUUCUUAUGACCAAACUACGAGCUUCUACUACGUCUGAGACGAUACAAUACAGAAAAGCUGUGAAAGCAACACUGGUCCUGCUUCCUCUGCUGGGCAUCACCUACAUGCUCUUCUUUGUCAAUCCGGGGGAGGACGACAUCUCACAGAUCGUUUUCAUCUAUUUCAACUCCUUUCUACAGUCGUUUCAGGGGUUCUUCGUGUCCGUGUUCUACUGCUUUCUAAACGGAGAGGUGCGUUCAGCGGUAAGGAAGCGCUGGCACCGUUGGCAGGACAACCACGCUCUCCGAGUGCGAGUGGCACGAGCCAUGUCCAUCCCCACGUCUCCGUCCAGGAUCAGCUUUCACAGCAUCAAACAGACCACAGCCGUGUGA